GAGGGCGCAAAGACGGAAGAGGGUGAGCUGCACGGAUCUUCAGAGCUGAGAUGUACCGGUCCACGAAAGGAGCCUCCAAGGCACGGCGGGAUCAAAUCAAUGCGGAGAUUAGGCAUCUCAAGGACCUGUUGCCCAUUGCUGAAGGGGAUAAACUUCGGCUGUCUUAUCUGCAUAUCAUGUCGCUGGCAUGCAUCUAUACUCGGAAAUCCAUCUUCUUCUCCAAAGGUGCGACUUUGGAAGGUUUGGAGAGCUUGCUUUCUUCCCAGGACUUAGAAGAUUUCAUGAACACCCUUCCAGGUUUCCUUGUGGCAUUCACUGGAGAAGGCAAACUCAUCUACGUGUCGGAGAAUGUGGCUGAGCACCUAGGGCAUUCCAUGGUGGAUUUAGUUGCCCAAGGAGACAGCAUCUACGAUAUCAUUGACCCGGCAGAUCAUUUUGUGAUGAGGAAUCAGCUGGCAUUGCCUUCCCCAGUAAAUACCGACCGUCUCUUCCGCUGUCACUUCAACACUUCCAAGACAAUCCGCCGUCAAAGUGCAGGAAAUAAGCUGUUUCUGAUUCGCGGCCACUUCCAUCAACCUCCGCCUGGUUCCUAUUGGUCCACCAAUCCUGUCUUCACUGCCUUCUGCACGCCUCUGGAUCCCAGGCCCAGGAUGGGUCAAAAUUCUUUCUUCCUGUCUGCUUUUGAGAGUCGCCACACAAAGGACUUAGCCAUCGUGGACAUCUCUGAAAGUGUGAUCUUCCACUUGGGCUUUGAGAAAAGUGAGCUCUUCUGCAAAUCAUGGUACGGCUUGAUCCAUCCAGAAGACCUCAGCCACGCUUCGGCCCAGCAUUACCGGCUGUUGGGCGACCAAAGCAACUUGCAAGCUGAAAUGGUCGUCCGACUCCAAACAAAAGUCAGCGUAAGCUGGGUAUGGAUCUACUCACUGCUUCACCUGGAGAAUGCCGAGGCCCCCAUCGUUUCUCACAACUACGUCAUCAGUGACUCAGAAGCUUGGUGCCUCAAGCAGCAGCUCUCUGCCGAAGGAUCCCAAGUGGCUUACGCCCUUGAAAGCACCACCACCUUCCUGCAAGGUCUCCUAUCUCCCGGAGAACUUUCCAGCCCCGAUCAAGUCUUCACGCCCGUGGCGGGCACCCCCACCGGCACCCUGGUUGCCCCGACCUUCGACUUCAGCUCUGCUGGGGGCACCGAAGGCCCCUCGGCCUUCGGCGAGACUUCUGAAAGCCUGCCCCAGGAGGUGAUGGAACCUGGCCAUAUCUCCUCCAUAGAGGACGCCCCGCCAGGGUCCACCCUGAGCCUUCUUGCCAAAGAGCCGGGCUUUGGGUACAUCAUCCUCCCACAAGGCUACAAACAGACUUUCCGAAGCGAGAACCCUGGCAGCUCCUCUUCUUCCCAGGAUUUUGUCUGCACCCCUCCCUACACCCCUCACCAGAGGUCGGCUUUCCUGUUUGGCGCGCAGGAGUUUUAUGGGCCCCACAGCGCCCCUGCUGCUGUGCCCCCCGGGACAGCUUCUCCUGGGGCCACCGGCUCCACCCCUCCCACCACCCUCACUGCUGUGGCCCCCUCCGAGCUGUUCUACACCCAAGAACAAUGCAGUGUUCUCUAUGAGAAAUUACCGCCUACCCCAGACAGCCCUGGUAAUGGGGACUGCACCGUCAUGACAUUGCCCGAGAUCAGAGGUCCCCUGUACGUUGAUGUGCCUAUGGUACCAGAGGGGAUCCUGACGCCAGAGGCCUCGCCCAUCAAGCAGACCUUCUUCAGAUAUUCUGAAAAGGAGAAAAACGAAAUCGAACUGCUGGCCCAGCAGAUCUGCAGCCUGGCAGAGACUUUUGGCUCUGCCACGCCGAGCCCUGUCCCUGAACCGUGCCUGGAUUUCCAACUUCCCAAGACCUGGAGGAGCGUUGACUUCUCUGUCUUGAGCUGCCUGGAGGACGAUCUCCUGGAAGAUAAUGCUCUUGAGACUUUUCUCCAAGACCUGCCAGCCUUUCUGUUCGAGAAAGGUGGAGCAGGAACGAGGUGCCCUCACCACCAGUUCUGCGGUGGCGACGUCAGUAGUCCAAUCGGCUUGGACAGCGAAGAUAGCAGCCAAGGAGCCUUCGCUCCCUCGCCAAGUACGGACUUACCUCCCGACCAGCAAUGCUUUUUGGAAGAACUGGCCUCCUUCGAAACAGCCUUUGAGACACGUGCCUCAAACUCUCCCUGUGAUGGGUUAGAUGAGUUGUAUCAACUCCAGAGCCACAGGCAAGAAGGCUUCCGUGAAGAUGGAAGUGAAAAUGAUCCUUCAUUUUGA
Candoia aspera is the source of this 2288-nucleotide messenger RNA. RefSeq names its product neuronal PAS domain protein 4 (gene NPAS4). Gene Ontology annotation, biological process: regulation of transcription by RNA polymerase II. The coding region runs from base 51 to 2288 and encodes 745 amino acids. NCBI's taxonomy places the organism in Eukaryota, Metazoa, Chordata, Lepidosauria, Squamata, Candoiidae. The record is from RefSeq and is a predicted model, not a curated record. Gene Ontology annotation, molecular function: RNA polymerase II transcription regulatory region sequence-specific DNA binding; DNA-binding transcription factor activity, RNA polymerase II-specific; protein dimerization activity. The transcript is spliced from 9 exons.